Molecule: messenger RNA, 781 nt
Organism: Brassica napus (rape)
Lineage: Eukaryota; Viridiplantae; Streptophyta; Magnoliopsida; Brassicales; Brassicaceae
Product: protein NONRESPONDING TO OXYLIPINS 2, mitochondrial-like
Exons: 3
Coding region: 171-467 (98 amino acids)
Source: RefSeq, a predicted model, not a curated record
AAGCUGAAUGGGUUCGGUGAUCGGUGUAUGAAUAAAAUUAAUUAAAGGUCCAACGACGGCGUUUCGCUGUAGGGUUUAGUCCAUUUCAUCGGUCGUGCUUCCUUCCUCCCUCCCAACUUGAGAUUCUCCAGUUAAAGGGAAAAACAAAUUUAGGAAUCUAAAAGACAGAGAUGGCAUCGGUUUGCAGAUCAGCUCUAAUGAGUGGUUCAAGAAACUUAGUAUCGAGAUCAAGAACCGUAACUCAAAAGUGCCUCAAUCUUAAACCCACAACGACAACGACUUCGUCUCAUUUUGCUUCAGUCUCCCAAUCCAUCCCUCGCGCUUCAAGGGUUCUGUCUGCUUUGGGAAGCGUUGAAACGAUGAUCCCACUUCAUAGUGCGGUUGCUUCAGCUCGGCUCCGUUCAAGCAUCGCUGCCGAUUCCUCCUGCUGGAGCUGGCUUUCUCAGGGACUUGCCACGCCUUUGUGACCCCCGGUCUGCUGCCUGGAUCUUUAUAAGGCGAACAAAUAAUCCCAACAAAAAUAAUUAGAACUUUACCACGACUUGUAUUCAAGCAAAAUGAAUGAAUGAUGAAGAAUAAUGUUUUUUUUCUUCUAGUUUUGAACUCUUUUGUCCCAUGUAUGGUUAUGGUUCACAAGGACUUGUUCCUUCAAAGUUUUACUAAUCUUGGAUCCACACAUUUUGGGAUUUUUCUUGCAUUGAAACCCAGUUACGAUUGAUCGUGCAAAUUACAAUGCAGAAACUCUUCCGCUUUUUUUUUCAUAUUCUGAAUAUUGUUUGCU